Messenger RNA from Racocetra fulgida, 233 nucleotides. The record is from the annotation of a GenBank genome assembly. Lineage: Eukaryota; Fungi; Glomeromycota; Glomeromycetes; Diversisporales; Gigasporaceae.
GUUAUGUCUUCAAAAAUAAAGAACAUAUUAUGCCAUAUCUCGAAGAUGCAGAGACGGGAACUACAGUUCAUUGGGCCAAAGAACAAGACAAAUAUUAUAAUAGUAUAUGCUUCGUUGGACGAAAUGGGAAUCUUAUUGAAACUUAUCAAAAGACACAUCUAUAUGAAACUGAUGAAAGUUGGGCUGAGGAAGGCCCCGGAUUCAAAUCUAUAGAUGUGCCUGAUUUGGGAAAG